This is a messenger RNA of Xiphias gladius (swordfish), 847 nucleotides long. Its product is annotated as Fc receptor-like protein 5. Gene Ontology annotation, molecular function: transmembrane signaling receptor activity. Gene Ontology annotation, biological process: cell surface receptor signaling pathway. Bases 14 to 781 code for a protein of 255 amino acids. The transcript is spliced from 5 exons. NCBI's taxonomy places the organism in Eukaryota, Metazoa, Chordata, Actinopteri, Istiophoriformes, Xiphiidae. The record is from RefSeq and is a predicted model, not a curated record.
GCUUCAACGCAGCAUGGACAUCCCGUCACUCUGCCUUUUCAUCUCAGCCACACUGAGGGUCCACCCCGACAGAUCUCAGUUCUUUCCGUACGAGACCCUCGCUCUGACUUGUGCAGUGCCGGGGAACUUCAGCGGCUGGACGGUGGUGAGAAACACUUCCUCUGAGUCAUUUCAGUCAUGUGAAGCCGGCUGGGGUCGCACAGACGCCCCCUCCUCCUCCUGCACCAUUGGGGGUAUCUACCUGUCAGAGAGUGGACCGUACUGGUGCGAGUCCAAGCGAGGGGAGUGCAGCAACGUCCUCAACAUCAGGGUGCACGCUGGUGUUGUGAUCCUGGAGAGCCCUGCGCUUCCUGUGACGGAGGGAGACAGCGUGACACUUCGCUGUUCCUACAAGGUAAGACCUGCGAAGCCCUCCACGUCGGCUUUCAACGCAACGUUCUACAGAAAUGGCGUCAUCGUCGGGACUCAGCCCGACGGAAAGAUGAUCCUCCCGGCGGUGUCCAAGUCUGACGAAGGCUUCUACAAGUGUCAACACCCCACAAAAGCAGAGUCACUGCAGAGUUUGCUGGUGGUGAGAGUCAGAGCCCAGCCCGGAAGCGAAAGUGUCCCUGCCACUCUACCUGACACGUCCGUGUCUCACCUCAGGCUGGCGUGUGCCGUCCUGCUUUUUAGCUUCUACAACGGCAUAAUGAUAGUGUUUGUGCACAAGUACCGGAGGUGGGCCCGAGCUCGAGCUGAGGCUAAGAGGAGAGCUUCUGAUCGUCUCGCACGGGAGCGAUGAGGCCGGUUUCCUGCGGGGACGACGAUGAAGAAGACCACGUUAUAGGCGAACCAAUAUUACUGCGAA